AACAACUGUGUUGAAUGCACUCUGUUUGUGGCUAAAUCUGCUAUGCCUGACUCGACAUUGUACCCCCAAUUUAGACUCGGCGAGUCUCGUUUUGAUCAGGGCUUUUUUUAUGGCAGAUUAAGACACUUCUUGGAUGUGAUCGACCCUCGCACGCUCCUUGUGUCAGAGUAUCGUUUGCGUGAAUGUAUGAAUCUCUUGGAUCAGUUCAAAUAUGGAACACUGCCUGCAGGCGUGACUAAUGCACAGCUUUGGGAGGCUCAGAAGGUUAAACAGGCCAUCAUCCAUCCAGACACAGGAGAGAAGAUCCCCAUGCCCUUUCGCAUGUCAGGUUUUGUGCCCUUUGGUACACCAGUGGUAGUGGGCCUCCUCCUACCCAAUCAAACUCUUGCUUCCACCAUCUUCUGGCAGUGGCUGAACCAGAGCCACAACGCUUGUGUCAACUAUUGCAACCGAAAUGCAACUAAGCCUGCACCAAUGUCAACGUUUUUCCAGGGAUACCUUGGUGCAGUCAGCAGUGCAGUUACUAUAGUGGUGGGGCUGAAUAUUCUUAUAAAGAGAGCUGAAAAGUUCAGUCCAGCUACAAGAAUCCUGGUCCAGAGGUUCAUCCCCUUCCCUGCCGUUGCAAGUGCCAACGUGUGCAAUGUUUUGCUGAUGCGCCACACUGAACUGUCAGAGGGCAUCAGUGUACUGGAUGACAGAGGUAAUGUGGUGGGCACCUCGAAGCUGGCUGCCAGACAUGCUUUGACAGAGACAGCCCUGACGCGUGUCGUGCUGCCCAUGCCUAUCCUCCUGUUACCGCCUAUAGUAAUGGCCAUGCUGGAGAGACUCCCUCUGCUGCAGAAGCACCCCCGUCUUGUGCUGCCUGUUCACAGUAUGGUGUGUCUCUGCGCGUUCGGCCUGGCUCUGCCUGUUGCCAUCAGCUUAUUCCCCCAAAACAGUCAGAUCCAUGUGUCAGAGCUAGAGCCAGAGAUCUCUGCUGCAACAGAGUGCAAGAUCCUAACCUACAACAAGGGUCUUUAACCCUUGUAAAUACUUGACACCAAUCAACUAAUGCCUUCAUCUCUUACGGUAAAAUUCCACAUAUGUGAACAGAAAAAGCAGCGCUUUUACUCAUUUAUAUGAAUACACGCUAAACCUAGUCUUUGUAAAAGUAAUGUUAGAAGCUUGCUUCUCACUGGAUUGUUCCUGCUGUGUAUGAAUCCUCUCCCAGCCACAUACAGAGACAGACUCUCACUAUUGCUAAUCAUCCCCUUUGCAUGCAGUUGAACAUGACAUUGGUAAAUCAGACUAGAGGAUUGCAGGAUAUUUACAGAAAUGAACAUUGUUCCCAUUGAAACAAUACUGUAAUAAUUACCUGAAAAAUUAUUGUUUACAAAUAAAUGUUAAUGCAAUAAAUUAUCA
Messenger RNA from Xyrauchen texanus (razorback sucker), 1401 nucleotides. RefSeq names its product sideroflexin 5a (gene sfxn5a). The record is from RefSeq and is a predicted model, not a curated record. Gene Ontology annotation, molecular function: citrate transmembrane transporter activity; monoatomic ion transmembrane transporter activity. Gene Ontology annotation, biological process: monoatomic ion transport; mitochondrial transmembrane transport; citrate transport. NCBI's taxonomy places the organism in Eukaryota, Metazoa, Chordata, Actinopteri, Cypriniformes, Catostomidae. The transcript has 14 exons. Gene Ontology annotation, cellular component: mitochondrial inner membrane. The coding region runs from base 43 to 1020 and encodes 325 amino acids.